AUUAUCUCAAAGUGGGCAACCACCCUCUCUCUUUGUUUCUCUCUCUUCUUCCCAUUGGAGGCUUUGUCUAUGGUGUUUGUGAUUUCUCACACUGCACGACAUUCGAUAAUCCUUCUCUUCCUUCCCUCCUCAAAAAAAAAAAAAAAAAAAAAACUGAGCUUUCUUCUUUCCUUUUAUGGCGCCCACUUAGGAUAGUGGGGGGAUCAAAGUCUCCAAUCGGGUUGCUCCAUUAUCUUCCGUCUCUUCUUUAUUUGAAGUGGGUGGGAAAAUGGUGAGACAAAGGAUCCAGAUCAAGAAGAUUGAUAAUGUAACUGCAAGGCAAGUGACUUUCUCAAAGAGAAGAAGAGGAUUAAUCAAGAAAGCUCAUGAACUUUCUACUCUUUGUGAUGCUGAAAUUGGCCUUAUUGUCUUCUCUUCGACUGGCAAGCUCUUUGAGUUCUCCAAUUCAAGGAUGACACAGGUGAUUCAACGACAUAUGCUACAUGCAGACAACCUCAACAGGCUAGAGGAAUCAUCACUUCAGAUUGAGGCUGAGGAUAGUUUGCGUGAUAUACUAAGCAAAGAGCUCGAGGACAAGACUCGAGACUUAAGCCAAAUUAAUGGCGAAGAGCUUGAAGCAUUGGGCCUUGAUGAGCUAAUGAAACUAGAAAGACAAGUUGAAAGGGGUCAAACCAAAAUUCGCCGAGCAAAGGGUGAAAAACUUCGGAAAGAGAUAGUCACCCUCAAGGGAAAGGAGAUUCAAACGGCGAAAGAAAAUGAAAUGUUGAAGGAACAGAUGAAAGAUGUAUCUAAAGAACGUUUAUCGCUGCUGAAUUUGGCAAAAACUGCGGAAUCUGAUGCCAGCGUCCCCUCAAUAGCUCCAAUUCAAUGGCUGCCAAAACAUGAUAAUUCAAUCUCUAAUACUUUUCUUACAUUGGGCCCUCCUGUACAGACUACUGAGUGAAGAUUCGUCAACCUAUUAUUGCAAUAAAGCUAAGGAGUAGAUGAAUGCAUAUUUAUAUAAAAGCCAUAUACUUGGUAUCAGAUAAGGAUAAAGCUAUGUAAAACCCUAAUUUAGACGAUGCCCCUAUAAUAUUAUGCAAACAAAGCAGGAAGCAGAAGAUGAACUUGUUCAACUUUUUGUAUAGUAAUUGUUUUUUUGGUACGAAAAUUUAAGUAGUUACUCUCAUCUUAGGUGUUGGCAACUCUAUGGCAUUUGUUUGCAUCACUUGUUGUGGCUAAUUUCUAGCAUAUUGUACCAAUUGGGCCUUUUCAAUACGCUUUUCGGUAAAUAGGAAAUAGUAUUUGGGCCAA
Messenger RNA from Spinacia oleracea (spinach), 1293 nucleotides. Its product is annotated as MADS-box protein AGL24. The transcript has 10 exons. The coding region runs from base 269 to 943 and encodes 224 amino acids. Gene Ontology annotation, cellular component: nucleus. Gene Ontology annotation, molecular function: protein dimerization activity; DNA-binding transcription factor activity; RNA polymerase II transcription regulatory region sequence-specific DNA binding. Gene Ontology annotation, biological process: positive regulation of transcription by RNA polymerase II. The record is from RefSeq and is a predicted model, not a curated record. Lineage: Eukaryota; Viridiplantae; Streptophyta; Magnoliopsida; Caryophyllales; Amaranthaceae.